Paramisgurnus dabryanus is the source of this 1955-nucleotide messenger RNA. It is a transcript of the gene phkg1a, whose product is annotated as phosphorylase kinase, gamma 1a (muscle). Lineage: Eukaryota; Metazoa; Chordata; Actinopteri; Cypriniformes; Cobitidae. Gene Ontology annotation, biological process: protein phosphorylation; glycogen metabolic process. The record is from RefSeq and is a predicted model, not a curated record. Gene Ontology annotation, cellular component: phosphorylase kinase complex. Gene Ontology annotation, molecular function: phosphorylase kinase activity; ATP binding; calmodulin binding.
UGACAUUCACGGGUGCCCUUUUGCCGUGUUGUUGAAGGCAGCAGAGGAGUCAUAUUUGUACCGAUACAUUUCUGUACUCUUCCCGGAAGACUGCAACAUGGAUUGACCACCCAACGACUGAGAGGACAACAAUCCUAAACAUUAAAAGUGAUUUAAAGAGGUGUGUCAGUAUAAUUAUGACCAAAGAAGAUGAAAUUCCUGAAUGGGUUGGAGCUCAGGACUUCUAUGAGAAGUAUGAUCCAAAGGAGAUCCUUGGAAGAGGGGUAAGCAGCGUGGUUCGACGUUGUAUCCAGAAGCGCACCACCCAGGAAUAUGCUGUCAAGAUAAUCGACAUCACUCCCUCAGAUAAGAUGAGCCCUGAAGAGAUCGAGGAGAUCAGAAAUGCCACAAUUAAGGAGAUUGAAAUCCUCAAGAAAGUCUACGGGCAAGAAAACAUCAUUCAGCUUAAAGAUUGCUACGAAACUAAAGCUUUCUUCUUCCUGGUGUUUGAUUUGAUGAGGAAAGGAGAGCUUUUUGAUUACCUAACCGAGAAGGUAACGCUCAGUGAAAAAGAGACAAGGAAGAUUAUGCGUUCCCUGUUGGAGGUGGUUCAGUUCCUUCACUCUCAAAACAUUGUCCACAGGGAUCUUAAGCCGGAAAACAUCCUUCUGGAUGACAAUAUGAGCAUUAAACUCACUGACUUUGGGUUUGCGGUCCAGAUGGCCCCAGGACAAAAACUUAACGAGGUUUGUGGAACACCAGGUUAUCUGGCACCAGAGAUUAUUGAAUGCUCUAUGGAUCCUCACCACCAAGGUUACGGGACCGCAGUAGAUAUCUGGAGUGCAGGGGUGAUCAUGUACACCCUUCUUGCGGGUUCCCCUCCAUUCUGGCACAGGAAGCAGAUGCUAAUGCUACGCAUGAUCCUAGCAGGAAGCUACCAGUUCGCCUCUCCAGAAUGGGAUGACCGUUCGGACACUGUCAAAGACUUGAUCUCCAGGAUGUUGGUGGUUAAUCCCGAGAAGCGUUACACUGCAAUAGAUGCCCUAAACCAUCCUUUCUUCCAACAGUAUGUGGUCGCAGAGGUGCGACAUUUCAGCCCAUACAGGAAGUUCAAGGUAAUCUGUCUGACAGUUCUGGCUACAAUGCGCAUUUAUUGCAACUAUCGGCGUGCCAAGCCAGUUACCAAGGAAGUGAUCAAGAGCGAUCCCUAUGCACUUAAACCUGUUCGCAAGCUGAUUGAUGCCUGUGCUUUUAAGAUUUAUGGUCACUGGGUGAAGAAGGGCCAGACACAGAACAGAGCUGCUCUGUUUGAGAACAGUCCAAAAGCAAUCCUGCUUUCUCUAGCAGCAGAAACUGAUGAUUCAUCAUUACGAAUGAUGUAAGAAAUCUACAGAAACUGAGACACAGUGAAUGAAAAAAACGAUCUAUCCUGGACAGUGUUUAUGAGAAACACUUUAAAUGUGUAAGGGUAUCAUUAAUACCUCAUGUCUUAUAAUCUAAAACAUGCUAUAUGUAAGGAAUAAUUGACUACGGGCCAUUGAAUUAUAAGAAAAUAAUGCACACCCUUCGCGGAGUGCCGUUACACCGCGGGUGUGCAUUAUUUUGAAAUAAUUCAAAGGACCAGAGUCAAUUAUUCCUCUUAUACCACGGUUACCACAAACAUUGCUCUGGUACCUAUUUUUAAGAAAUUUUAAAGGUUAGUUGUGCGGUUAUCAGAAAUUAAUGCAUACCCAUGGAACAUUUCUCAUCCAGUUAGAAUACAGCAUUCAACAGACCCGUAGUAUAAGGGAAUACAAAUGUACUUUUUGAUUUCCUGCAAAGCAAAUUUCAGUUUGCUCUAAAAAGUUGCAUUAUUGGCUUACAAUGUUAAAAUGUAGGUAUCAGGAGCCUUUGUAUUUUUAACUGAAAUAUUGUAUAUGCAUUAAACCUGGAUACUUGAAGUUCCCGUGCUAAUAAAGGUCAUGUUUUGAUUAUUA